AUGUCUAUGGAGGCCAAGAGGAGGAUCGGAAUCGUUGGCUUUGGCCACGUCGGCCAUUAUCUGGCCCAGAAGAUUCUGGAAGAAGGAGACAAGGCUGGUCUGGAGCUGGCCUUCGUCUGGAACAGAACGAUGAAGAAGAUGGAUGGGGUGAUCGACCCUCGGCUACAACUUCACCGACUUUCCGAAUUUCAGACACGCCAGGCGGAUCUGAUUGUGGAAGUGGCUCACCCAGAUAUAACCCGAGAUUAUGGAGAACGCUUUGUGACUGCAGCCAAUUUCAUGAUUGGAUCCCCCACCGUUUUAUCAGAUCCCAACAUUGAACACAGACUGAGGGAGACGGCGACAACAUCUGGACACACAUUGUACGUUCCGAGUGGUGCAUUAUGGGGAGGAGAAGAUAUCCAAAGAAUGGCGGACCGUGGGACCCUUAAAGGUCUGAGGAUCACCAUGACAAAACACCCGGAUAGUUUUCAGCUGAAGGGUGAACUGGCAGAGAAGAAUCGAGUUGUUGACGGUCGGACGAUUCUUUAUGAAGGUCCAGUGCGUGGCUUGUGCCCUGUGGCCCCCAAUAACGUCAACACAAUGGCUGCUGCAUGUAUGGCUGCCCACACGCUAGGAUUUGACCAUGUAAUCGGUGUACUGGUGGCUGAUCCCAGUAUCCCUGACUGGCACUUGGUGGACAUAGAAGUGACGGGGGCAAGAAACAAGGAAACUGGUCAAGUUUUCAGCGUUACCACAAAGAGAUGUAACCCAGCAGAAGUGGGCCAUGUGACUGGCAGCGCCACCUUCCUGUCAUUCUGGAGCAGCCUCUUGGGAUGUACAGGUCACGGAGGACGAGUCUACCUGUGCUAA
This is a messenger RNA of Staurois parvus, 852 nucleotides long. NCBI's taxonomy places the organism in Eukaryota, Metazoa, Chordata, Amphibia, Anura, Ranidae. The record is from the annotation of a GenBank genome assembly.